This is a messenger RNA of Scaptodrosophila lebanonensis, 966 nucleotides long. Its product is annotated as ankyrin repeat and LEM domain-containing protein 1. The record is from RefSeq and is a predicted model, not a curated record. Bases 49 to 906 code for a protein of 285 amino acids. Gene Ontology annotation, molecular function: endonuclease activity. Lineage: Eukaryota; Metazoa; Arthropoda; Insecta; Diptera; Drosophilidae. The transcript is spliced from 2 exons.
UUUUUAUAUUUUAUGAUUUUAACUUUUAAAUUUUAAUAUUUUUUAACCAUGGCCAAAUUAGCAGUUUUUGUAUUAUUUAAGAACGUCAUUCAUUUUGGCGACAGACCUUUUCUUUCUCCUAAACUAGUACGCGAUCAAUGCAAGAAUUUUAUUCGCAGCUUUCAGUAUGUUUUGGGCGUUGUACAUCCACAUCGCAGUAACUUUUCCGUGGAAUUAAAUCGUACACUUAUAUCGGACCGACACUUUAAUGAUAUCAAAAAUUUAGAAAAAUAUGCCACAAAGCACAUUAAUUGGUACAGCCGAGGGCAAAAGGAUCAAGUUCAUCCAUAUUUUAAUUAUUUACUCCUGGAUCCUCGCAUCACUAAUGAAUUAAGACAGCGCUGUGUUCGUAUGCAUAUGCUCGAUGUAUGGUAUACGUUCUUGCGAGCCAUAUUCUAUAUCGGGAAAGGUAAGGCAGCGCGACCAUAUGUCCACCUGAGGCAGGCCUUACAACUAUUCCAGAAAGAGCGACCAAAUCUAACGCUUGAUUAUGCCGGGCGAGUGAGAUUGGCCAGGGAUCCCAAGCUUGCUCUCAUCCUAGAUAUUUGGCGGCAACAAAGAGGCGUAUUAUUACUCCGGGGGUUUCGUAACAUUGGCUCCGACGAUGCGCACACACGGGAGGCAGCAAUGAUCGAUGCACUGGGCAUGAAUCAUUUAACUAAUCGUCGGCAGGGCGCUUACUUUGGUGUUGUGCGGCGCGAAUUCACCAUUGUGCAGCGGAAGCUGCUUGGCAUAAUUUUGCUAUAUAAACUAUUUAAAUUGUUUAUGAACAAGAAACGCGAGCGGGAGUUGCAUCCCGAGCAUUUUAUUAAGUCGCGUUCAAAGUACCAACAUGCACAUAUGUCUUUGCCAUUAGCGAACGCCUGAGCUUGCCCUGCCCGCCACAGAGCUGCAACAUUGAAGAACGAGGCAAAUUUGAUUUCUCCC